Lecanosticta acicola is the source of this 1724-nucleotide messenger RNA. NCBI's taxonomy places the organism in Eukaryota, Fungi, Ascomycota, Dothideomycetes, Mycosphaerellales, Mycosphaerellaceae. The record is from the annotation of a GenBank genome assembly.
AUGACGACCUUUACCAAAGUCUCCCCUGGUACGCAAGCUAGCCUCUCAGUCCAUCCUGAUCGCAAGCUCAGCAAGGUCAACGACAAUAUCUACGGCGGCUUCACAGAGCACAUGGGCCGAUGUAUCUACGGCGGACUCUACGAUCCUGACAAUCCGAAUACACACCUCGUUGAUGAGAAUGGCUUUCGGAGAGAUGUCAUUGAGGCCAUGCAGGAGUUGAGAGUCCCUGUAGUAAGAUACCCGGGUGGCAACUUUGUUGCGACAUACCAUUGGCUCGAUGGCGUGGGCCCGAAAGACAAACGACCAAGAAGACCGGAACUUGCAUGGCUGGGUGUCGAGAGCAAUCAAUUUGGGACAGAUGAAUUCAUGAAGUGGUGAGUGAAACAGUAGUAGUGCUGAGUCUCAAAUCGUUGUUUGCAGGAUUUACUCACUUUGCGUCCUUUCCGCCCAUAGGUGCGAAGAGGUGGGAACGGAGCCAUAUUUGGCUCUAAAUUUUGGAACGGGUCUGAACUCUCAAAUCUACGGUGCCUGUGGAGCUCUGCUGACUUUCGUUAGGGACACUCGACGAAGGUAUGUGCCGUCGACUAUGCAGAAGUAGUCUCGAUCAUUGACUGCGCCAAGCACUCGCAUGGCUAGAAUACUGCAACUCGACGCAGGACACCCACUACGCGAACCUCAGGAGGGAUAACGGGCGCAAGGAGCCGUACAAGGUCAAAUAUUGGGCGCUUGGAAAUGAAACUUGGGGUCCAUGGCAAGUCGAGCAGAUGACCAAAGAAGACUACUCCAAGAAAGCAUACCAAUGGGCCAAGGCUCUGAAGCUGCUGGAUCCGUCCAUCACCCUGAUCCUCUGCGGCGAGACCGGCCAUUCGACAUGGGACUACUACACCCUCAAGGAAUGUGUGCGAUGGGACCAACACGCUCUCGGGGCAGGAAACAUCACUGCGAGCGUGAUUGAUAUGCACAGCAUCCACAUCUACACGGCCUGCGAUCACGAUCCUGUCAAGAACUCUCUAGCUCCACGAUCCGCCGAGCGAGCCAUUGAGAUCUGUGCCGCGCUCAUUGACCUGGCCCGGAUCGAGAACAACGUGCCACCGACCGUGCCACGGCAGACGAUCUGCUUCGACGAAUGGAACGUUUGGGAUCCCCGGCGCGCGCCAGGCAACGCCGGCGCUGAAGAAAGAUAUACCCUCUCCGACGCCCUGGCUGUGGCCAUCUGGCUGAAUGUCUUCAUCCGGCAGAGUAGACACGUCGGCAUGGCGAACAUCGCCCAGAGCGUCAAUGUCAUUGCGCCUCUGAUGACGAAUCGAAAUGGUCUGAUGAGACAGACCACGUGGUGGCCGUUGUUGCUCUUCAGCAAAUACAUGCGCGGUUGGACGGUGGCUACGCACGUGAGCUGUAGUAGCUAUGAGGAUGAUACGGAGCCGAGAUGGCUACGGGCGGCGGCCGAUAUGCCCUGGCUGGAUGUUUCGGCGACCAUUAGUGAAGAUGGAUGGGUGAGCUUGGUGGUCGUGAAUGCGAAUCUGACGGAUUCGUUCGAGGUGGACUUGGCUGGUGUCGAUGCUCGAAAGGGUCAUGUGCAUGUUUUCACGGUUACUGGAGAGCAGUGGGAUGUGGUCAAUACACCUGGGAAAGAGAAUGUUGGCAUUUCCGAGAGCACGUGGGAUGGUCAAGGCGCUUUCAAGUUCCCGAACAUGAGCAUGACUAUGCUGAGGUGGAGUGCCUGA